UGACAGAGAGAGAGAGAGAGAGAGAGAGAGAGAGUUAUAGAGGGAUCAAAUGGAAGUAGGUCAGGUGCUUCACAUGAAUGGAGGAACGGGAGAGACCAGUUAUGCUCAGAAUUCACUGCUGCAGCAAAAGGUGAUAUCUAUGACAAAGCCAAUAACAGAGGAAACCAUGACCAAUCUCUAUUGUAGCAUCUCUCCGAAGAGCCUAUUAAUUGCAGACUUGGGAUGUUCUUCAGGGCCAAACACUCUGUUUGCAGUAUCCGAACUCAUCAGAGUAGUAGAGACAGUCUGUGGGAAGUUAGGCCAUCAAUCACCAGAAUAUCAAGUGUUCUUGAAUGAUCUGCCAGGGAAUGACUUCAACACUAUUUUUCGGUCCUUAACAGGCUUCAAAGAAAAAAUGGAAGAACGAACGAAAGUUUCCGUAGGGCCAUGUUUCUUCACUGGAGUCCCUGGUUCUUUCUAUGGCAGACUUUUUCCUAGCAAAACCUUGCAUUUUGUCUACUCUUCUUAUUGCCUCCAUUGGCUAUCUCAGGUUCCUGAAGGACUAGAGGAUAAUAAGGGAAACAUUUAUAUGGCUAGUGCAAGUCCACCGAGCGUUCUCAAGGCUUAUUACCGUCAAUUUCAGAAGGACUUUUCCAUGUUUCUGAAGUGUCGUUCUCAGGAAUUGGUAGCAGGCGGUCGUAUGGUUUUAACAUUUCUGGGGAGGAGAAGUGAAGAUCCUACUAGCAAAGAGUGUUGCUACAUUUGGGAACUUUUGGCCAUGGCUCUCAAUGAGUUGGUCUUAGAGGGACUCAUUGACAGAGAAAAAUUUGACUCUUUCAACAUUCCAAAGUAUACUCCAUCCCCAUUUGAAGUGAAAUCCCAAAUUGAAGAGGAGGGGUCUUUCGCCAUUGAUUGCCUGGAGGUUUCUGAAGUCAGUUGGAAUGCUUAUGAAAAUGAAGUGAACAUACCUGAUGCAUGUAAAGAUGGAGGACACAACGUUGCAAAGUGCAUCAGAGCCGUGGCUGAGCCUUUGCUUAUUGGCCACUUCGGGUUCGACAGAGUAAUUACUGACCAGGUUUUCUAUCGUUACAGGUUAAUCAUCACUGAUCGAAUGGCAAAAGAGAAGACAAAUUUUGUCAAUUUAACGGUGUCUAUGACUAAGACGGGGUGACCUAAUAUCAUCAUCCUAAACUGCUGUUGUUGUAGUGACCAUUUUCUUUCAACUUUCUCGUCGUUGUUGGCUGUGAAAAAUAAAAUGCCCGUCUUGGGACUAAGAGGUAUUGGGUUUAAGUUCUUUCUGAUUUUCGCUUCUAUAGUUAGAG
Ricinus communis (castor bean) is the source of this 1301-nucleotide messenger RNA. RefSeq names its product S-adenosyl-L-methionine:benzoic acid/salicylic acid carboxyl methyltransferase 2. NCBI's taxonomy places the organism in Eukaryota, Viridiplantae, Streptophyta, Magnoliopsida, Malpighiales, Euphorbiaceae. The transcript has 4 exons. Gene Ontology annotation, molecular function: S-adenosylmethionine-dependent methyltransferase activity. The record is from RefSeq and is a predicted model, not a curated record. Gene Ontology annotation, biological process: methylation. Bases 50 to 1150 code for a protein of 366 amino acids.